AUGGAGGCAGCGGCGGGGCAAGGGGGAAGCGGCGGCGCAGCCUUCGCUCGCGGCGGCCCAAUCUACGUCCCCGACAUCGUCGGACCCAUCACUAGCGUGGGCGAAUUCAAAACCGCCGUCGUCCAAGAGCUUCGGGUUUGGUCUGCCUUAAGAAUCAAAACCCCUCCCCCCCAUUGCUUCUCCGAGCUGGGAGGAAGCCCCGGAGAUGAUAUCUUCUUACAUUGGUCCUUCUUUACUGUGAUCCCCUUGCGCAGGAUUUACAGGCGGAGUUGUCCACGGCGGGGGAUUUCGAUGAUGAACUCUCGUAAAGUCCCAUCCCUUCCUGAUCAGUUUUGUGCGUCCAAUCCUUUGAAACACCCGUUUGGUGUCCCUCAAGCUCUCUUGCACGCUUGUGUUAUGUUUGUGCGUAGGGUUGACGAGCUUCGGGUCUUCACGGAGGAAGAAAUUGUGGAGAAGGCCUUGGAGGCGCUGGAGGUAUUUCUAUUCUCACCUGGGACCGAUCAGGAUGGGAAGAAAGAAUCGGAAGUCUUUUUGAAAAACUUUGGCUGAAUUUUUUGCGUGGGUAUAGUUACAGGAGACUGAGAGUGAGGGGAGCUCUACACAGGCGCACGGAGAGAACACUUUUGAAAUGUUUGUGUUUAUGAACCUUGGUUCCCUACUUUUUCUUCCUUUUCACCGUAAAACUAUUAUUCGAGUAUGGUUUAUCUCGUUGUGGAUCAUAUUUAUCUCUUCAUAGCUUACUUUUUGCUCUUCUUCCUUUCUUCGGGUAUGAAAUACCUUCUUCCUUAUUGGCUCAUCUUGCUCCUACCUUUUUCCUCUUGACAUGAAAUUUUUGGUCCAGUUGGUUUAUAUGUUCAUAGCUUACCUUUUUGGUCUGUCCAUUUUGAUUAUUCAAUAAAUACUCGAGAUAAAGGAAAUAUAUAGGAAGUAUGACAGGAGACAUUGGAACACAAAGAAGUAGAAAACAAGUGAUGGAUCAAUGGGACCCUCUUAAUUCAUGAGCUUCGGUCCAUUAACAGUAGAAACUCCUCUUGGCCAUCCCAUUCUCCUUCCUGGUGAUCCUCUCCCAUGUGUUGGGAACUUUUUUGUGUCUUGAAUUGCGAACUCUUUUUUUGUGCAGUGUAAUUGCAUUUAUUAGCCAUUAGUUUUUCUUGGAGUAAAACAAGACUCUUAGAUGUCACAGCUGGUAAACCACAAUCACCACACUGCGUUCAUCAAAAUAGCUUAUGAAUUUUCUUGACGAUAAUUCACAAUCCUUUCUGAUUGAAGUGGCUUAUUUGUCAUAACUAAGUCACUCUUUAUGUUUUACUGGGAAAAGUUCAGGGAGUUCAGCAUCACACCCAUCAUGUAUAAUAUGUAUAUCUAAUGUCUAGAAUCUAAUCUUCUUGCCAAUCUGUUACGGCCUGUUCAUGUUCUGGAAGAAUUUCCCAUCCAUUAUUAUUUAUUUCAGGUUUAAAUAUCUGCAUUUAGUUAGGUUGAUCUAUCAUUUUAUAUAGUUAUCUGAGUUGAAAAUGCACAAUUCUGAUGAUUAUUCAUUUCCAUUAGGACUGCUUCUAAGAUUUACUGAAAAAUUUGUUUGCAGGGGAAGCAAUACCUUGAUAUUGUCGGAGAGUCGGGCUAUUUCUUUGGUAAGCUCAUCAACUGGAGGUGAAAGCUUGGACUCUAAAAUGCCACAUGGAAAGGAUCCAUUGGAUCGAAAAGUUCUACAGAGUUCCAAAAAUAGGAAAAAAAGAGGGAGACUUUUUGACAGAGAUACUCGGGCAUCAGAAUUGGAGGUAUGCUUUCCUGUUUCAUGAUCAACACUCUGAACCUUUGCCUUUCUGCCACUCAUAGGAUAUGGGCAGAGCCAUAUUUCCUUUUUUCUACCUGGAUGAUGAUUGUGGGCUGGUUGACCGACUUGGAUCAGAUGCAAAUUGAGAAACUUAGUAUUAAUUAUAUUACUGACGUAGUGAUUCAGUUUUUGAUCGGUGUGUAUUGAGCCUAGUAGGGAACUUCAUGAAGAUCACCUUUCAUAAUGCCAUCCUAAGAAAUGAAGCAAUUUGGUGUGUGGGACUGAAAAAAUGUGGCAUAGCAUGGACGUAUUCUCGUUAUAAGUUUUUUUUCUGCAGAGUGAUUGUAUGCUGGAGUAGGUGUCACUCGCUUGGUUCAUUUUCUGAUUGAUUUUGAUGUCUGUGGCAUUAGAGUAAUUUCUACAUUUUUCUUAGGUCGGUCUUCUUGGAAAAUCCUUUUCUGAAUUCAUUAUUGGGACAUGAUUCAGAAAGCUCGAGUUAGGUUAAGUAGCAUGACAUAUAGGCGACGAACUAGUUAGCAUGGUGUAUCAACGUUGAAAGGCAACUGGAUCCAUCAGCUGAUUACAGUAUUCACUUGGGCAUUUAAUGAUAUGUCCUUGGCAUAGGCAAUGAAGAAAGGAUUGUCUGCUUGCAAUUUUUAUCACAGUCUUGAUGACUCAUUAAAACAUCAAGGAGCAUGACUGUGUUUAGGCUUGGUUACCAUUUAGUCAAAUAUUUAGCAUGUACCUAUUUUUUGGAUUUAGGAUAAUGAGACCUUAACCCAAGUAGUAGUUCUUAUAGCCAUUUCCGUUUGACUUUUUGAUGUUUUUGUUUCUAUGUGACUCGUGACAGUUUUUCUUCUUGAUUCUUAAUUGCAAUCCUAGACUUGUUCGCCUGUUCACAUUUGCUUUAUUCAUAUGAUUAUCAGAGUGCUAACGUCAAGAGUGUGGAACGAUUUGCAAGAAUCAAGCAAAGUCAAGAUGAAGACAAAGCAGCUGCCAGAUUACACUCAUUCUGGUAUGUUUCUUUCGUCAUUAUUUGGUUUCAUGAUUUUUGAUUUUUGACUUAAGCUUCUUUUCCUCCAGUGGAAGUUCCAAGCCUACUGUGGGGGCAACAUCCACGGCUGAAGCAACUGGGAAACUGCGUUCCCUCAGGUUUAUAAAAUCCUUCCCCAAGGUCAGUAUCUUCAGAAGAUAUUCUUGUUGGUAACUUAUUGUGAGAUACACCAUGAAGUAGUCUACAAGUCAACUCACUGCUGGGCACAUCAUGGUUGGAUUGGCAGUCUUUCUUAGUUUUAUCCGUGUAGCAGACAUAUUGGUGUAAUCUGUGGCACUCUUCAGUUUUGUGCAGUUUAUCCCACCAGACUUCAUUAUUGAAGGGUACUUUGGGACUUAGGCCUGUAUAGAAAACAAAAUCAUGGACUCGUACUAGCAUAAAAAUUAUGUAUAAUGUGAAUCAUGGACUCGUACUUUGGGACUUGGCGACAUCCACUGUUUUCUUCCCUACCAUGACGAAUCAGUCAAACAAGCUGUUGUGAUAACCUAGGAUUAUAAGAAUAUAAGUUAAUGAGCUAAUGAAAACACGAUUUAUGUUGUGAAUUUCUCACUUAACAACACCCCCAACAGUUUCAUAAUCGUACUGAAAAUCUUUCUCUUCAUGAAAUGAAUAUAAUGAUCUAUGAAACUGAUACCCCAGCCCCUUCAUGAAGGUUAUUUACAGAAGUGAAUGUCUGUGUUUCCUUCUUAUACGGUUAUCAAUUGUUUAUUAAUCUUAUAAAGUUAUUAAUCAUUGGUGCUCAACACUCAAAUGAAUGCGCUAAAAGUGUCUCUCUUAAUGGUAUGAGCAGAAUGAUAACUCAUCUUAUAAACAAUUCUGAAAAUUAUUGUAUCGAUGAGAGUUAUAAACACAUUGGCAUGUGCUAGACAAAAGUGAGUGUAUUUGUUUGCAUAUUUUAUACGUAUUAUUUUUCUAUUAAUAUCAUACAAUCUAAAUUAUCUCGCAAAACAUGAAUCUCAAGUACUAUCCUGAUAGUUGCGAUUCAUAAUUUUUGUUGGGAUCUUCUGCAAGGCAGGUGUAGCCUAGAUGUCACGCCUUGUUGCCCAGGUAAAUGUAGUAGGCCACUACAUUGCUCACCAUUGUUGCCUUAGCAGAUAUCAUGGGCAAGGAUAAACUGAUAACUUGACACUGUUGUCUUGAGACAAGGAUAACAGGAUCUAUUUUGAGCCAAUGUACUCCUAGCUGACUGAAACCUCUCUUUUAAAAUCUACUGAGUUGAACCUUGGACUUUAAGACUUGGAAUUUUGGUCACUUAUCUCAAAAGUUAUCAAAGAUUGUUCUAUUAAUCUCAUAAAAUAGUUGUUUAUGUUACGUAGCUAUUUUAUGUACGUAAUAUUUUAGAAGAAUUAAAAUUUAAUCUUUAACAUUAAUUCAUAAUUUUUUUCAUUAUGUAUUUUAGAUUGUGUGGUUUUUCAAGCUUUCAACUUUAGACUCAUCUUUCUCAAAGUCUUUAUUUAUGUGAUAUAUUUUCCUUCGUCUAAGUCCAUGGAGACAAGAUGGCCACAUUUCAGUGAUGCAUGUAUGCUACUCAGUGAGAGUCAUACUAGCCCUCAUAGGAUUUGGUCAUUCGAGCCUAUGGCCUUUAUGUAUUGAUGAGAAAUCGCAGCUGUUCUUGUUAGAAGAUGGGUUUUCUUGGGUAGAAGUGAUUUUUGCAAAUGUCGUAUGAGGGAGAUUAUUUAUUUGAUUAUAGGAAACCUUUGAUAGUGACGUUAAACUUCGCUUCCCUAAUACCCUAUGACUAUCGUACAACGUUUAGUUUUAAUACCUUUAUGCUAUCAUUCAGACUUUCAUUUUCUUGCUAUUUAGGUCACAUCAUCAAAUAAGUUGCUACAAAAUCCGGUGUCCUUCCCAGAAGUUGUCCUCUGCGUGGAAGUCUAUGAUAACCGAGUGGCAGGGCAUAAAGUAAGUAAUGUUAUCUUUUAAUGCAUUUCGUGGUCAUUACCGCAAUUUCUGUACAACCGGUUAAUAUCAUGGAUUUCACAUUCCUCUUCUUGUCCAAAUGUCCAUUCCUAUUAAGGUGUCAUAAUUAUUUUUCUGUUCAAAUCAUUUUGCAACCAUGCGCCACCAGAUGAAUACAACUUAUUUUAGCUGAUAUUGUUUGCUUUGUCUUGGGUUGUGAACCAGAUAUUUGCUGUUCAUGGGAUAUUUCAGUUUUUCCUUGAGAUUUCAUGUUAUUGUGAAUGAAACCCCUAUCUGCUUAAAUUUCUGUUUUAUUAUGGCGAUGAGGCUUGAGCAUGUCCUUAUAUACUAAUCUUUAUCAACUUUUGUGAGGUGGAGAUCAAAAAGACUGAAUUGAGUGACCAUUCUACUUCUAUUUUUUUGGAAAUAUUGGGAGAUGAACCUUAAAGUUGGCAAAGGAGGGGGUAUACCAAAGUAAGAAGGAACUGUCUUUCAUUGACCAUUUCCUCCAAAUAUUCAACAAAAUACUUCUUACUAUAAAAGGUGCUACCCAUGAGCACUAUCUCUCACACUGGCACUGUCCUUGAUCGCUUCUCUUUCUCUUACCUUCUUGUUGAAAAAGUCCAAUUGCUUGCGUCCGCAGGACAGCGAUUGUUAUGGGCCUUCAAUGAUUUCUAAGUUUCCAGCCAGGAUGACGAAAUCAGUGAAUCUCAUCACAAAACUGCUGAAUUGACAGUGAUAAUGUUUGGUAUCUGAAAGCUUAUGGGUGGACAUUUAUGGACUGAGUUUCGGAAAUAAUCAAUAUAAUGGGAUAACUGGAGAUAUUUAAACUCUUGUGUCGUUCAGUACUAACUAAAGGCUUCUUCAUGGGCCUGAUGAGGAAUGCACUGAUCAGGGCUGACUAUGGCAUAUUAUUUUAUUUAUUUGUGCAUAUUGAUUCUUUAUUUUCAUAUAAGUUUUGUGGCGCGCAUUGCACCUGCAAUGAUUGGACUUGAACUACUGCUUUUCAACGACUGGACGUAAUUCUUACUUGACGAUUUUUUCUAUGACUGCACAGUAAUUAUAUGAUGGAAUGAAUUGAGUUUUGCUUACGUUCUUUGAUGAAGUCUCAUAUAUAAUAUGUUUCCGAGGCACUAUUCAAAUUUGAAAAUUAUGUUUUAGACUCAGGAACUCUUAGUCCUCGGCUCACAAAGACUAACAGCCUUGAGGGAUAAUAUCUAUUGCUCAACAGAUCAUCUUAUGCAAGCAUCUGGGGUGUCUGAUCCUUCUGGGUAUUUCCUUAUUGAGGUGAACCAGGAAUCCGGGGCAUUUACGUUCAUGGGCUCGCUGAUGAUCCAUCUAAACUAACUGUUGGAUUUUUUAAUCUUUUAGGAUCUAUUUUUGAAUGAUUUGAGGGGUCCAGGUGCUAUAGAUUAUAGCAAACCGAUACUUGAAUGGCUGGUAAACCAGAAGAAAGAGGCCAAGGACAAGUGGGAGUGGAUUGUCUCCAGUGAAGUUAAGAAGCAUAAGAGUUUGCUGGAAAAUUUGACAAGCUCUGACCUACCUCAGUUUAAAGCUGUUGACAUGGAUAAAACCUGUUUCUGUGAUCUGCGUUUUAGAUUCGGUUCUGGGUAUCUCUACUGUCACCAGGUAUGGUUCUAUGUUGAUUCCAUAUUUCUAUGCUUCUCGUUUAAAUAUUGAGCUCUGACAUGGUCGUCCUAAGAUUGCUGUGUUCACCUCGAGUUUGAAAAUUUUAAUAUAUUUGUUUUCGCAAAAUGGAAUUUUUUGUUUGAAGCAAUCUAUUUUUAACACAGAAUACUUAAUAUUUCUUUGGGUAUUGACUUUGAUAGGAUUUCACUAAGUUCUUCUAAAAUCUACUAUGGAUUUGGGUCCCCAAGGCUUGCUUUCCAUGAACUUGCGUUGCGAUUGUGGAUGAGUCAUGUUGUUUAGUAAUCAUAUUUCAACAAGCUGUUACUGGCUCUGUUCUUCUAGACUCUCCAUAUUGUUUGUUUGUUUUUUUUUUUUUUUUUUUCUGUUUGGGGGAAAAGUGAAGGCCCCGAAGUGGUUGUCUUGUUUAUGGGGUGUUUAUUGGAGUUCCAAGGCUCUUCUUCUUAUUUACUACCAUUUUUAUUGUGAUGAUUCCACUUCUGUAUCAGUAUUUGAUUUCCAUUCAUUACUCCUGAAGCACUGUGAUCUUGAAUCUGCUCUUUAAAGUACAGAAUUGCCGUGGGAUAGAUUUCUUUCUAGGGUAGGUUUUAAUGAUCAGGAUGCUCCAUGAUUAAUGGAGUUGAUUCCUAACUGAGGUUUUGAUCCGCCCAAAACCCCUAAUCAGUGAUCUAGGCUUCAAGCUUUGGGCUUUACGGGCUUUAAUUCCUCUUCUUUCCCCGUCAUCCGUGGCAAAAACAUAUCUGUUGUUCAUCCAUCUUUCUUCUCUUGUAACAAUAUCAGCUGUUGCCUGCAGUUCAUGUUCAAGAACAGGAUUUUUUUUUUUCGUUUCUUUAACAUUAAUUAUUUCCAUUAUCAAUAAUAGUAGCUUGAAAUCUGAAUUAUACUUCAGAUACCCAUUUACGUACCAUCAUUUUUCCAUAUUUUUUUUCAUCAAAAAAAUUAUGAAAAUUAAUUAGUUUCGCCAAUGGAGAGCGCAGGAAGGGGGGAGGGUGUGUGGGGGAUCAAGAUCACUCAAGAACACACUUGUCUCAUCCAGGCGCUGCCACUUUUUUGUCAAUCUCUCAUACUUUGCGGCCACGAACUGGCCGCAGAUAGAUGGAUCCGAGGUCUUCAGAGAUGUGAUAGUCGUACUGCCGAUGUCCAGGGCAAUUGCUGGCACCUGAUCGUGAUCCGGGACAUGCGGCUGGUCCACGCCGACGACGAACAGAACGAGCUGUCGUACCCGCUGGCGACCUACCGAAUCCGCACCCGCCGCAGCAAGUGCUCGGUCUGCAACAUCAAGCCGUCGGCCAUGGCGACGGUCAACGACCGGUGGGCGGCCAGGAACCCCUGCUUCUUCUGCAAGGACUGCUACUACCUCCUCCACUACAGUGAGGACGGCUCCCUUUUGUACGACAAUUUCAGUGUCUAUGACCUGGAGAGGAUCUGGCCAACUGCCCAGGCCCGGCUCCUGGGCCCCAGAUGA
This is a messenger RNA of Spirodela intermedia, 7836 nucleotides long. The record is from the annotation of a GenBank genome assembly. Lineage: Eukaryota; Viridiplantae; Streptophyta; Magnoliopsida; Alismatales; Araceae.